Messenger RNA from Octodon degus (degu), 4163 nucleotides. It is a transcript of the gene Slc30a5, whose product is annotated as solute carrier family 30 member 5. Bases 296 to 2605 code for a protein of 769 amino acids. The record is from RefSeq and is a predicted model, not a curated record. The transcript is spliced from 16 exons. NCBI's taxonomy places the organism in Eukaryota, Metazoa, Chordata, Mammalia, Rodentia, Octodontidae. Gene Ontology annotation, cellular component: Golgi apparatus; membrane. Gene Ontology annotation, molecular function: zinc ion transmembrane transporter activity. Gene Ontology annotation, biological process: zinc ion transport; intracellular zinc ion homeostasis; transmembrane transport.
GGCCGGGCACUCCCCCGGGAAGUGAGGGCUGCUGGGCCGGAUGACGUGGCCUGCCUCCGUCGCUACCGCUGCGGCCUCCCGGGAGCCGGUGCCCGCGGAGCUCUUCACGGCCUAGUCCGGACGCACGUGUACUUGUGAGCGGAAGCGGAGGACAGCGCUGGCUGCCGCCCGCCCUGGGGGACUCGCCGGGGCGCUGCCAUGGGGGAGUGACGUACCUGUGUUAGUGGCUCCGCGGCAGCGUGCGACAUGAGGCGACCGCGCGGCGGGGGCAGCGGCGGCGGCUCCUGAACCCGGGAUGGAGGAGAAAUACGGCGGGGACGCGCUGGUCGGGCCCGGCGGCGGAGGCGGAGGCAGAGGCGGCCUUGGGCCGGUGGACGUACCUAGCGCUCGAUUAACGAAAUAUAUUGUAUUACUCUGUUUCACUAAAUGUUUGAAAGCUGUGGGACUUUUUGAAUCAUAUGAUCUCCUAAAAACUGUUCACAUCGUUCAGUUCAUUUUUAUAUUGAAACUUGGGGCUGCAUUUUUUAUGGUUUUGUUUCAAAAGCCAUUUUCUUCUGGGAAGAUUAUUACCAAGCACCAGUGGAUCAAAAUAUUUAAACAUGCAGUUGCUGGAUGUAUCAUUUCCCUCUUGUGGUUUUUUGGCCUUACUCUUUGUGGACCACUAAGGACUCUGCUAUUAUUUGAACACAAUGACAUUGUUGUCAUCUCAUUACUCAGUGUUUUGUUCACUAGUUCUGGAGGAGGACCAGCAAAGACCAGGGGAGCGGCUUUUUUCAUUAUUGCUGUAAUCUGCUUAUUGCUCUUUGACAAUGAUGACCUCAUGGCUAAAAUGGCUGAGCACCCUGAAGGACAUCAUGACAGUGCUCUAACUCACAUGCUUUACACAGCAAUUGCCUUCUUAGGUGUGGCAGAUCACAAGGGUGGAGUACUAUUGCUAGUACUGGCUUUGUGUUGUAAAGUUGGUUUUCAUACAGCCUCCAGAAAGCUCUCUAUAGAUGUUGGUGGAGCCAAACGACUUCAGGCGUUAUCCCAGCUUGUUUCUGUGCUUCUCUUGUGCCCAUGGGUCUUGGUUCUUUCAGUGACAACUGAGAGUAAAGUUGGAUCUUGGUUUUCUCUCAUUAUGCCUUUCACAACAGUUAUCUUUUUUGUUAUGAUCCUUGAUUUCUAUGUGGAUUCUAUUUGCCUUGUCAAAAUGGAGGUUUCCAAAUGUGCCCGCUAUGGAUCCUUUCCCAUAUUUAUUAGUGCUCUCCUUUUUGGAAAUUUUUGGACACACCCAAUAACAGACCAGCUUCGGGCUAUGAGCAGAACCACGCACCAGGAGAGCACGGAGCACGUCCUGUCUGGAGGAGUGGUCGUGAGUGCUGUGUUCUUCAUUCUGUCUGCCAACAUCUUAUCAUCUCCCUGUAAGAGAGGACAGAAAGGUACCCUUAUUGGAUAUUCUCCUGAAGGAACACCUCUUUAUAACUUCAUGGGUGAUGCUUUUCAGCAUAGCUCUCAAUCAAUCCCUAGGUUUAUUAAGGAAUCACUAAAACAAAUUCUUGAGGAGAGUGACUCUAGGCAGAUCUUUUACUUCUUGUGCUUGAAUCUGCUCUUUACUUUUGUGGAAUUAUUCUAUGGAGUGUUGACCAAUAGCCUGGGUCUGAUCUCAGAUGGAUUCCACAUGCUCUUUGAUUGCUCUGCUUUGGUCAUGGGACUCUUCGCUGCUCUCAUGAGUAGAUGGAAAGCAACUCGGAUUUUCUCCUAUGGGUAUGGCCGAAUAGAAAUUCUCUCUGGAUUCAUUAAUGGACUUUUUCUAAUAGUAAUAGCCUUUUUUGUGUUUAUGGAGUCAGUGGCUAGAUUGAUUGAUCCUCCGGAAUUAGAUACAAACAUGUUGACACCAGUCUCCGUUGGAGGGCUGAUCGUAAACCUUAUUGGUAUCUGUGCCUUUAGCCAUGCCCAUAGCCACAGCCAUGGAGCUUCGCAAGGAGGCUGUCACUCGUCUGAUCACAGCCACUCACACCACACUCAUGGACACAGUGACCAUGGGCAUGGUCACAGCCACGGAGCCUCGGGCGGAGGCAUGAAUGCUAACAUGAGGGGUGUAUUUCUGCAUGUUUUGGCAGACACACUUGGCAGCAUUGGUGUGAUCGUGUCUACAGUUCUGAUAGAGCAGUUCGGGUGGUUUGUUGCUGAUCCCCUCUGUUCUCUUUUUAUCGCUGUAUUAAUAUUUCUCAGUGUUAUUCCACUGAUUAAAGAUGCCUGUCAAGUUCUGCUUCUAAGGCUGCCACCAGAACAUGAGAAAGAACUACACACUGCUUUAGAAAAGAUACAGAAAAUUGAAGGAUUAAUAUCUUAUCGGGACCCUCAUUUUUGGCGUCAUUCUGCCAGUAUUGUGGCAGGAACAAUUCAUAUACAGGUAACAUCGGAUGUGCUGGAACAAAGAAUAGUACAGCAGGUUACAACAAUACUUAAAGAUGCUGGAAUAAACAAUUUAACAAUUCAAGUAGAAAAGGAGGCCUACUUUCAACAUAUGUCUGGCCUAAGUACUGGAUUUCAUGAUGUUCUGGCUAUGACAAAACAAAUGGAGUCUAUGAAAUACUGCAAAGAUGGGACGUACAUCAUGUGAGCCCACACGGGAGCACCCCUGGAUGUCGGCGGUGGACAUGAAGUAACUCAGUGUUUGUAAUAGUGCUUGAAGGACAAAAAUUGCACCUAAUUGUACAAAACCUUUUAAAGCUCACUACUACUUGGAGAUUGAAUCAAGGAAUUUUUCUUAAAGAAAAUUUAAAUACAGAAUAAAACAUUAUUGGUUCAAGAAAAAUAAUUACAUUUGAAUUAUGUGUAUGAAAGGAACUUUUAACAUUUGAGUGAACAUACUAUAUCACAUCAUCUUAAAUGAACACAUGAUGGAUUCUUUUUUUUUUUUUUUCUUUUCUUUUGGUACUAGAAAUCAAUUCCAGGACCUCAAACUUGCCCAGCUUGCGCUGUACCACUGAGCUGUAUCCCCAGCCCAGUGAUGGAUUCUAAUGAAGACCAAAAUUACUUGUUUACUUUCUAUCAGAAAGCAUCUCCAUUGUAAAUAUGUAUUUACAUGUUUAUUACAAAGACCCAAAUGAAGUUUUUAGUCAAUUUUUUUGCAUAGCCUAAAGAUAAACUAGGAAUAAAAAUUCUAUAUUUAUGGAUUUUCUGUAUAUAAAACUGGUUUCUAAUUAUUUAAGUCCAUUAAGUAAAAUCUGUCUUGCCACUUCAAAUGUAAACUAAACUAUUUAGAUGAAAUUGCAGCCAUUGAUUUAAGUAAUGAAAACAGAAAAAUAUGACACAGUUUUUGAUGUAUUACAAGACCAACCACUGUAAAAUAAAUUUUUUUUACUUUUGGUAAUUUUUGCAAAUGAAUAAUUAAUUGAUUAGGGUUAAGAACUCACUCUCAGUGGUGUCUGUGUUAUCCCCUCCCUUGUCAUCCUCCUCCACAGCGAAUCCUCCAUCUCUUGUUACACCACUGGCCUUCCUGGCCGCUGUCACACUGGUGCCCAGGCAACCCGUCCUGUGCAUCGUCACAUCUGUGUCAUGGAAGAACCCACUGGUAAUGACUGCCAGCUAAGAGCUGCACACUCUGCCAAUGGAGAUAGUUUUCUAAUUUCUGGAAGAUAUAGAUAUAUUUUAAAAAUUCAAAAAAUAGCUGUAUCAAGGUUUAACAGAACUUCUCCAUAAGCCUUUGGACAAUGAAUUUGUGUGUGUGUGUGUGUGUGUGUGUGUGUGUGUAACCAGGGAUUGAACUCAGGCCCUCGCACGUGCCAGGCAAGCGCUUAAUCUACUGAGCCAUCUCCCCAGCCCCUGGACAAUGAAAUUAAAGUGCCCUAUAAUUACUUUCCAUGGUGAUACCUAAUUCAUAUCUCCACUUCAAGUUUAACUAUAUGCCUACUCUGAAAAGACUUUUAUGAUAAACAGAUAAAUACAUAGUUUUAUGAACACUAAAGAUUACUGUCCAGAAGAUUUUUUAUUGUAUAUUUGUAAGCAUCUGAAUAUUUUUAUUCUUAUACUACAAAAUUUAAUAAAUAGGAUGAAUUUAGUAUGGUUACUAUUUUCUUAUCGAUACCGUGAUGGCAAAUUUAAUAUGUACAUAUUUACUAUGUGAGGAGUUUAAAAUUGGUUGUUUUGAUAUUUGUCUUCUCCUUGCACAUUUUUUG